AUGGCUUUGCCAGUGAAUAUCGGCGAUUUUAUCAAAAUUGGUGAGAUGGCAUGGGCUGUCUAUCGCAAAUGUCGCGACUGCCCAGGCGAAUACAACAACCUGGCCAGCGAAUGUCGGACUCUCAAGAACACGCUCGAAGACCUUGCAGAUGUCCUCAAGAAGCAGAAUCUGGACCACAAGAAGGAAGAAGAGCUUCUGGAACGAGGGCAAGGCUGCAGAGAGGUGUUGACGGACCUCGAAGCGCUCAUCGACAAAUACAACAGCUUGUCUUCGAAGAGCAAGAAGACCUGGGACAGGCUGAACUGGGACCAGCAAGGAGGUCGAGACGUACGCGCGAGGUUGACCUCCAACGUGGCCAUGCUCUGUGCCUUCUACGACAGCCUUAUACACUCGUCUCAACUACGUAUCGAGGAGGCAUUGCAUCAGCUGGCCGCUGACAUACGUGGCGGUCACCGUGAAGCAAGCUCAGUGGUCUCAUGGGCAUCAACGGAGGACGGUGACGAAGAUACUGCAUGGCCACAGAUCAUUCGCGACCUCGAAGAUCUGGGGAUUACAGCAACUAUGGCUGACGAAUACCGCUCGUUCAUACUGGAUUGGUUUAUUAAAGCCAUCAAUGAAGGCAUGUUGCAGGAAAAAGCACCUGAAGGAGAUGAUCAUGACAGCUUAUACGCUUGUUCGACUACGUCCAGAGAUGCUUCCUCCGGUACCGCGGUGAACAGCUGGAGCGAGAGUCUCUUCGAGGCGCCAGCGUUACCCACAAACAAGGUGGCGCGAAAGCCCAUAGCCUCCAACACACCUCCAGCGCCACAAGUGUCCAAUCUCCAGACAGCAUUACGGACUCAAUCAUUGCCACAACCGCAUCCACAUCCCAUACCGCAUCAGGCCAAUGGGGUAGUUCCCACCCCAACCUCUCACCAGACAUCACAUGACCCAAAGCUCACGAAUGCAUUAUCAAGCACAAGCUCCGAAUCAGUCAAGUCGUUAGAGAAAUCCAACAUUAUUUGGACAGCCCAGCUGAUUGUGCGCCACUGGAACAACCGACAGUGGGGCAAGGCCGAGAGUUAUCUGCAACAGCAAAUCGAGGCUGUGGAAGCUGGAGAAUUCAUCGAUGUAAAAGGUAUCUCCUGCCAGCCUGAUAUCAGAGUACUCCGCCACCUUCUUGGCGUAUGCGUCAGUUAUCAGGGAGAGUUUUACAAGGCGAAGAAACUUUUCGAAUCAGUACAAAGAGGGCCUUACGUCAAUGGCGAAAGCCUUGAUGAUGGUGAUCUCGCAGCAGCCCGCUGGCUUGGCGACACCUGUCUCUUCCUCAAUGAACCCGAGAACGCCGCUCUCGCCUGGGCUAUCGCUCUAGAUGGCUAUACAUCCAAGAUUGGGAUCACACAGGAGCCGACUCCUCACGUGCUAUCAGAGCUGCAGAGCCUACACAUUUGCUUGAAGGGCCUGGCAACGCUACACAAUUCUUUCAGCAGAUACAACCGGGACGCGUCGACCAUAUUCGCUACCACUUCCGACAGGGCUAAGGCUAAUCUGGUUGUGUCGACGCUUGAGCGGUUUAGGCAUGGCUAUGCUCCUCCCUUUAGGCACAAGCGACCAGUUAUCAGUAUCCAGGUCGCGGAAGGUUUUCUGGAACAGCGGCUCAUCGCACAAGCUUCUUGGCCCAUCAAGUGGGAUCCUCUCUUCAACGCCAUAGAGUCUAUCAAGCUUCACCAAAGAUUCAUUCAGGCUCAGAACCCAGCCUACAGACUAACAUUAAAAAAUCUUCCAACAGUUGGCCUUGGCCAAUCAAGAAAGCUGAAUUACAGCACCAGGAAAGAUGCGGCCUGGUUAGCCGAAACUUUGAAAAGAGGACUUGAGCUGCACGGAAUAGAGUACGGAGAGAACAUCAACCUGUUGCUCUGCCGUCUGUAUCAGAAUUAUGAGGGGAUUGCUUUCUCUGAAACUAUCGACAUCAAGAUUCGCAAGCUUCCUCUCCGAUCCGUCUACGGUGUUCAGGUGACCGAGCCGAUGCACCAGACAAGAAGUAUAGAAAGCAAUCAGCCGAACUCGACUAAGGAGUAUACCAGGAGUAUCCAAGUGCGCAACGAAUUCGUGAAGUUCAUCAAAAAUAUUCUUGCGGACGCAGAGGGGGACGUCACGGCUCAGCAGCAGCUAGGGCAGGACGCAGCGGCAAGGGAAACCCCACAGCUAGGCGCGCAAGCAGCGGGCUCAGCCCCGAUGACCUACGGACAUCAGUUCCACGUGUUGAACGCCUCGCCUCCACCGCAUACAUAUCCACCUGCUACACCCAUCAUGAAUGCUUCACCGGCACCGCUGAUGCCAUCAGUGCCACCGCCCCCGGUGCCCAUGCAGCACGCGCAGACAGUGGGGCAUGUGCAGCAGCCCAUGGGCGGCUAUGGGGUUGACGCAAAAUCCCCUCAUAGCGACCAGAUCAACUAUCAACAAGCCCACGGAUACUACGGUAAAGUUUGA
Messenger RNA from Coniosporium apollinis CBS 100218, 2469 nucleotides. RefSeq lists its product as uncharacterized. The transcript is spliced from 2 exons. The record is from RefSeq and is a predicted model, not a curated record. Lineage: Eukaryota; Fungi; Ascomycota; Dothideomycetes. The coding region runs from base 1 to 2469 and encodes 822 amino acids.